UCCUUCAGUCGUUCUCAUUGUACUCGUCACACAGACGCGGUUUCCUGCGUAUCGAUCCUGCAGCCGCUGUUGUCGACGACGUCGGAUAACUGUGUGGUUUCAGUAGCACAAUGGCGUUCGUUCAAGUCGCCGCAGGUUUUCUUUUCGUCGCCGGUUUCGCGUUCUUCGCUACCGUUAAUUCUUCUCCAACUGCGUUCAACGAGCGCGAAAUUUACGACGAAGUCAGGCAGUUGUUGGCGUUAACUUCGCGCCAAGAUGUAAUGGUUGAAGGUAGUUCUCGCGGAUUUGCUUCUGGCGAAGAUGAUAAUCGGAAAGAUGUUCAGUCAAAACCGGACGUACCAAAGGCUGUGAAAAAUUGGCCGUUGAAACCUAUUAAUUUGGGACAAGUUUCUGGAGUUGCUGUUAAUUCAAAGGAUCAACCCGUUUUGUUUCAUAGGGCUGAUAGAGUUUGGAAUGAACGCUCAUUUAAUUUCACGCAUUAUUACCAACAAGCGCAAUUAGGACCAAUCGCCGAAGCUACAGUAUUAACCUUGGAUCCCAAAGAUGGAAAGGUUAUCGGAAAAUGGGGUUCAGACAUGUUUUACAUGCCACACGGAUUAACGCUAGACAAACACGACAAUCUGUGGCUCACUGACGUAGCACUACAUCAAGCAUUCAAGUUUAGAGCUGGUGAAAAUAGUCCCAGUUUAAUUUUCGGUCAACGAUUCACCCCAGGAGGAGAUAAACAUCAUUUAUGUAAACCUACAUCAAUAGCUGUAGCAUCUUCUGGUGAAAUAUUCAUUGCAGACGGUUACUGUAACUCAAGAAUUUUAAAAUAUAACGCUGCCGGUGUUUUAUUGAGAGAAAUACCAAAUCCUCCGGAAUUUUUACCGUUUUUGGUACCACAUGCUUUGGCCCUAAUUGAAUCGAUAGAUCGCCUUUGCGUUGCGGAUAGAGAAAAUAUGAGGGUUACAUGUCCCAGCGCUGGAUUAUAUGGAAUUGAUGACAAAAGUGUGCAACCUCUUACAAUUCAACAGCCCGAUAUGGGACGAGUUUUUGGGGUGGCAGCAAAAGGCAACUUGGUUUAUGCGGUAAAUGGACCAACUUCGCAACUUUUCCCCGUUCAAGGUUUAACCAUUGAUCCACAAUCAGAAUCUGUUAUUGAUCAUUGGGCUCCAGAAGAAGGGUUUGGAAAUCCACAUGCACUCGCCGUUUCAACAAAUGGGUCAGCUUUAUAUGUGGUUGAAAUUGGACCAAAUCGAAUUUGGAAAUUCGAAUUAGUACCACCAAAAAAAUAAGCGACUUUUAUUUCAACACAGGAAAAUAAAUGGUUGUUUUAAAUUGAUUAAAAUUAAAAAGAUUAAACCGUACCAAUAAUAUAUAACCUAAAUAAUACCAAUGUGAUAAAUUCACAACAAAAAUAGAAACAAAUUUAAUUAUUAGAAGUUUUUUGAUAUCACCGACAAUAAUUUUUAUCUGUUGGUGAUAAAUGCAGGGUGACUUUUUUAUUUUUGCAACAAAUAUCAAAUGAACUUUGAGGCACCAAUAAAGAGUCAGCCUGUAAGAGGAAAUAUAGUGAUUUACACACUACAUUAAUAUAUACGUUGUAUUUUGCAAUUUGUUAUACUAAUUGGUACUAAACAAUGUAAAAUGAAUCGAACAAAUCGAAUAGUGAGUAGAAGAAAAAUAUUUUCUUUUGUUUUAAUUAAUCAAAUAUCAGAAAAUUACUGAUUGUAUUAUCGUAUUAUUAUUCUAACUAUUUAUAGGAUGUUAUUAGUAAAACUAUUUAUUGUUAUUUAUCUUUAUAUUUAAUUGAAAAUUAAAACUUGUAAAACUAUGAUUUUUAGAGACAAUAACGAAAAUAUAGAAUGCUACAUAGAA
This is a messenger RNA of Onthophagus taurus, 1860 nucleotides long. Its product is annotated as peptidyl-alpha-hydroxyglycine alpha-amidating lyase 2. Gene Ontology annotation, biological process: peptide metabolic process. Gene Ontology annotation, cellular component: membrane; extracellular region. The record is from RefSeq and is a predicted model, not a curated record. Gene Ontology annotation, molecular function: protein binding; catalytic activity. Lineage: Eukaryota; Metazoa; Arthropoda; Insecta; Coleoptera; Scarabaeidae.